Vollenhovia emeryi is the source of this 675-nucleotide messenger RNA. RefSeq lists its product as uncharacterized. The transcript has a single exon. Bases 1 to 675 code for a protein of 224 amino acids. NCBI's taxonomy places the organism in Eukaryota, Metazoa, Arthropoda, Insecta, Hymenoptera, Formicidae. The record is from RefSeq and is a predicted model, not a curated record.
AUGUCUCUGAAGAAUGCCGGCUGGGACGUGGUGAACAAUAGAACCGGAGACUUUAAUUUUUGUGUGCCGCUCAGCAUGCUAUUGGGAUUCUGUGAAGAUUAUGAACGCGUGGUGAUUAACGCCCGUCACGAAUUGAUUUUAAUACGAUCGUGCAAUGAUAACAACUGUCUCUUUGGAAAUGCAGCGAUGGAGCCUAAACUUGAAAUAUUCAAGAUACAGUGGCGCAUGCCGCAUGUGUUGUUAAACGAGGCGAACAAACUGCGUGCUUUGGAAAGCGGACAAUACCUCAAUAUGGGAUUUCGUUCAUGGGAUCUGUACGAGUAUCCGCUAUUGCAACAGACGACUAAACAUUCAUGGGCUAUUAAAACGGCUACUCAGCUCGAGAAGCCGCGGUAUCUUAUCUUUGCUCUGCAAACAGGUCGGAAGAAUAUCAUGUCACAGAAUGUGAGCCAAUUCAGUCACUGCAAAUUGAGCAACGUAAAACUCUACCUGAAUUCGGAAUGUUAUCCAUACGAUGAUAUUAAUCUGGAUUUUGAUAAAAACAAAUGGUCGAGUCUGUAUGAUACGUUUUCGCGGUUCCGGAAGAGCUAUUUCGGAAACGAGGUUCUUAUGCCCGGUCUCACUACCGACAAUUUUCUAGAACAAGGACCGUUUGUCAUUAUCGAUUGCUCCUGA